Lucilia cuprina (Australian sheep blowfly) is the source of this 523-nucleotide messenger RNA. RefSeq lists its product as uncharacterized. NCBI's taxonomy places the organism in Eukaryota, Metazoa, Arthropoda, Insecta, Diptera, Calliphoridae. The record is from RefSeq and is a predicted model, not a curated record. The transcript is spliced from 2 exons. Bases 16 to 438 code for a protein of 140 amino acids.
AGUAAUAACCAGUGGAUGCUUAAAGAAAUAGGCGUGAAGUUAAUUUGUAAACGACACAAGUGUCAGAGUAUAAAAAGCCUUUGUCUGACUAGAACACAAAUUUUUCAAACAGUUGCAAAGUCAAUACUAGUUGCACAACAGCUAAACCCGUUAAGCAAGAAUAUGAUGAUCUUAUAUAAAUUGUUACUUUUCUUUUGUUUGCUAAGUAUGGCUGUUACGGUUCCCAUUAUAUCGGCUGGCAUUACUUUUGGUUCACCCAUCUAUCGUCCCAUUGGUACUCCAAUAUAUUACGAAAGACCUUAUACUUAUUAUCAUGAUAAUUACUAUUACAAUGGACACUCCACGUAUCCCUAUGAUUAUUCCCCAAAUUAUGAAUAUGUUGGUGGUGGUAUAGGUGGAUUCCAUGGUUCUAUUGAUUAUUCUCCUUAUAUAUUUUAAUCAUUUGAUAUUGUAAAUUUGUGCUUACUUAGUGAGAGAGAAUAUUUUAAAUUGCAAUAAAGACUGAUAGAGAUAAAAAGUGAAA